AUGCAGUUCUCAGUACUAGCUCUGUCCGCCCUGCUGGGCCUCGCUUCGGCCCAGACCGUUCACGUCGUCUCCGUGUCCACGGUCAACAACAACUCACUCAUCUUUUCUCCCGACAACAUUCAGGUGCCCGCGGGCGACAUGGUCCAGUUCCAGUUCCGCGCCGGCAACCACAGCGUCGCCCAGUCGACCUUUGAUGCGCCCUGCUCGCCCAUUUCGGAGCACACCAACCAAACGGGCGCCUUUAGCGGCUUCAUGCCCGUCGCCGCCAGCUCAUCCACGGGCAUGAUCCCGACCUGGACCAUUAUGGUCGCCAACACGAACCCCUUGUGGUUCUACUGCGCCACGGGCAAGCAUUGCCAGGCUGGUAUGGUCAUGGUCAUUAACGAGAACACCGCCGCCAACGCUACUCGCUCUCUGACCGAGUUCAAGAAGCUCGCCUCGGCCGCCACGGCCAACGUUGCCCCGUCCAGCUCCACCUCGGGAGGCAACACCAACUCGGGCAACACGGGCACCGGCACCUCGGGCAGCGGCUCCACCGACUCGACCACUGGCAGCGGCAGCUCGACCUCGUCGGCCGUCAGCACCGCCGGCGCCGCCUCGGUUGUCAUUUCGACUUCCUUUACCUUGCUCGUGGGUGCUGCCGCCGCCUUCUUCUUGGCAUAG
Pestalotiopsis fici W106-1 is the source of this 663-nucleotide messenger RNA. RefSeq lists its product as uncharacterized. The record is from RefSeq and is a predicted model, not a curated record. Bases 1 to 663 code for a protein of 220 amino acids. Lineage: Eukaryota; Fungi; Ascomycota; Sordariomycetes; Amphisphaeriales; Sporocadaceae. The transcript has 2 exons.